CCCUUUCUUUGACGGACGGGCGGCUGCUCUCCUCUCCUCUCACCUCCUCCCACCUCCGGUCCUCCCUCCCUCCUCUCCCCACUACUCACAGACUCUUCUCUCCCCUCCCCCUCCCUGGGUCCUCCCGGUUCCCACCUAUGCGCGGACGGCGAGCUUCAGGUGAAGCUUGAAUCUACAAGUGGUAUUGUCACGGACGAGAGGUGACGUUAGGCGCAAGUGCUCGAUGGCAAAUCAUUAUGCUCCUCUCAGGGUUAUUCUUCUACUGUUGUUGGUCUUCCCUUGUUUCGCCUCUGAAGCUGAUAUCCAGUGCUUGAGAUCUGUUCAGCAGUCAGUGAUUGACCCCAACGGUGUACUCAAGUCCUCAUGGAAUUUUGACAACCGCACUGCUGGUUUCACAUGCCGAUUUACCGGCGUGGAAUGUUGGCACCCGGAUGAGGACCGAGUUCUUUCUUUGCACCUAGGCAACCUCGGUCUCCAGGGUUCAUUUCCUCACGGUCUUCAGAAUUGUAGCAGUAUGACUGGGCUGGAUCUGUCAAACAACAACUUUUCAGGACCUAUCCCUCAAGACAUCUCCCGAGAAAUACCAUACUUAACAUCAUUGGACCUCUCCUACAAUGGUUUUUCUGGCACCAUCCCACCAAAUAUAUCAAACAUGACUUACCUGAACGUCCUCAAUCUCCAACAUAACCAGUUUAGUGGCGAAAUUCCACCGCAGUUCAGUCUUCUGACUCGGUUAACUGCAUUCAAUGUCGCAGAGAACCGACUAUCAGGGUUUAUUCCAUAUUCAUUAGGAAAAAAUUUCACGGCAUCGAAUUUUGCCGGUAAUCAAGGGCUAUGUGGGGCUCCAUUAGAUGAAUGCCAGGCUUCAGCAAAGAGCAAGAACAAUGCGGCAAUCGUUGGAGCUAUUGUUGGCGUCGUAGUUGUGAUCAUAAUUGUUGCAAUAGUUGUGUUCGUUUGUCUGCGGAAAUUACCAGCCAAGAAAGCAAAAAAGGAUGAGGAUGAAAAUAAGUGGGCAAAGAGUAUCAAAGGAACAAAAACAAUCAAGGUGUCUAUGUUUGAGAAUCCAGUUUCAAAGAUGAAACUAAGUGAUCUUAUGAAGGCCACCAAACAGUUCAGCAAGGAAAACAUCAUAGCUACUGGAAGGACAGGGACUAUGUACAGGGCAGUGCUACCUGAUGGUUCUUUUCUUGCUGUCAAAAGGCUACAAGAUUCACAACAUUCUGAAUCACAGUUCACUUCAGAAAUGAAGACACUUGGCCAAGUAAGGAAUCGCAACUUGGUUCCUCUACUUGGAUUUUGCAUUGCUAAGAAGGAGAAGUUGUUGGUGUACAAGCACACACCCAAAGGAUCACUCUAUGAUCAGUUACAUGAAGAGGGGAAAGAUUGCAAGAUGGAUUGGCCUCUGAGGUUAAGAAUUGGUAUUGGUGCAGCAAAAGGUCUUGCAUAUCUUCACCACACUUGCAAUCCUCGAAUCCUUCACCGCAAUAUAAGCUCCAAAUGCAUCCUCUUGGAUGACGACUAUGAACCAAAGAUUUCAGAUUUUGGGCUUGCUAGGCUUAUGAACCCCCUAGACACCCAUCUCAGUACCUUUGUCAACGGGGAAUUUGGAGAUAUUGGUUAUGUGGCACCAGAGUAUGGGAGCACGCUGGUGGCCACACCGAAGGGUGACGUCUACAGCUUCGGAGUGGUUCUCCUCGAGCUUAUCACCGGUGAGAGGCCUACUCAGGUUUCCACUGCUCCAGAUAACUUCAGGGGGAAUCUAGUAGAGUGGAUCACCUACCUAUCCAACAAUUCCAUUCUCCAAGACUCAAUCGACAAGUCGUUGAUAGGGAAGGACAAUGACAGUGAGCUGAUGCAGUUCCUGAAAGUCGCAUGUUCUUGCACAGUCACCACCGCGAAGGAGAGACCCACCAUGUUUGAGGUUUAUCAGCUGCUUAGAGCCAUUGGGGAGAAGUAUCAUUUCUCGGCCGGGGACGACAUGAUGCUGCCACCUCUAAGCACAGAUGGAGAAACCCCGGACGAGCUCAUUGUCGCCAUGUAAUCACAAAUUCUUAUGUUGCAGAUGGCAAGUAUGACUGCCCGCAAGGCGUUUCCCCUGUAUGGUCUUUAAUAUUUUUUCCAUGAGCAUUAUUACCAUGCUUCAAGUGGAGUAGCGGUACGCUGCAUACGAUGUAUAUAUAGUUCUUGUAGCUUGGUUCCCUUAUCCACCAUUGGAAGGUGGUGCUAGUAGCAGCGAGGAUAAUUUUCAUACUACCUGUUUAAGAAUGGAGUGCCUGUUAGUUAGCUAACUCUUGAGUUACUAUGUGAUUAUGCCA
Messenger RNA from Triticum urartu, 2315 nucleotides. RefSeq names its product probably inactive leucine-rich repeat receptor-like protein kinase At5g48380. Gene Ontology annotation, molecular function: protein kinase activity; protein binding; ATP binding. Lineage: Eukaryota; Viridiplantae; Streptophyta; Magnoliopsida; Poales; Poaceae. Gene Ontology annotation, biological process: protein phosphorylation. The record is from RefSeq and is a predicted model, not a curated record.